AUGGCAGGCGGGGACAACAAAGGACGUGUGGAGACAUCCGUGCAUACUCUAAGUGUCGAUGAUGCUGAGUCUGCAGAAAAUGCGGCAAAGUAUCUCGAUCCGAGGGACAACGUUCGCCUUGCUCAACUGGGCUACAAAGCAGAAUUUAAGCGCGAGUUCUCGAUGAUUGAGACCGUAGCCUUUGCGUUUGCAAUUAUGGCGGUCAUUCCGGGCAUAUCCACGACAUUCUCUAUCUCGCUCCCAUCUGGCGGACACGUCGGUCUAGUCUGGGGUUGGUUCAUACCGUGUUCGUUCGUCAUGUGUGUAGCAGCAUCCAUGGCGGAGCUUGCGUCCUCUAUGCCUACGAGUGCUGGUCUAUACUAUUUCUCAGCAAAAUUGGCACCUGAGAAAUAUUCAGCCCUAGCUGGCUGGAUUACAGGCUGGGCCAACAUAACGGGCCAAGUCACUCUGGUUACUUCUAUCGAUUACACGUUGGCCCAGAUGAUCACGACCGCGAUCGCCGUCGGAACUGAUGGCGCAGUCAAUCUCGGUGCUGGGCCGACGUACGGAAUUCUGCUCGGUCUGCUCUUUGUGCAUGGUUGCAUAUGUUCUGCAGCCACUCGAGUACUAGCUCGGCUCAAUCUGUUCUAUGCUCUAGUGACAAUUGGAACGACGGCAGCAGCUAUUCUUGCGUUGCCGAUAGCAGCCGGGGACAGCAGAGUCUCGACCAAGGAGGCUUUUGCUUCGUUCGAGAACCAUACAGGAUGGACGAACAAUGCCUGGGCGUUCAUGCUUGCGUUCACUGUGCCGAUGUGGACAUUUACUGGCUAUGACUCUGCUGCGCAUAUUUCGGAAGAGGUCUCUGGCGCGGCGAAGGCAGCUCCGGUUGCUAUACUUGUAUCUGUUGCAAGCGUGGCAUCACUCGGAUGGCUUCUGUGCAUCGCAGCUUCGUAUGCCAUCGUAUCUGUCCCGGACCUGCUGGCGACGGAACUGUCGAUGCCCAUGGGUCAGUUGUACCUGGAUGUUAUCGGGAAGCGAUGGAUGCUUGUCAUCUGGUGUAUGACCUGUGUCGUACAAUUCCUUUGUGGCGCCGCCCAGGGCGUGGAUGCGUCCCGCGUGAUCUUUGCCUUCGCAAGGGAUAACGCGCUUCCUGGAUCACGACUAUGGAAGAGAAUCAACCGGCGUACGCAAACACCUGUGAAUGCUGUCUGGCUAGUCAUGGUUCUGGCCGCGAUUUGCGGUCUGCUCGGGUUCUCAUCGACCGCACUAACUUCGCUUGCUGGGGCCUCGGUCAUUGGGAUGUAUACAUCAUACGCGACACCCAUAUUCCUUCGAAUCACUUCGGGGAGGCACAAGUUAACCCGUGGUCCUUUCUCGCUCGGUGCAUUAUACAUCCCUGUAGGGAUCAUUGCGGUCGCCUGGGUGGUGUUCAUCAUCGUCCUUCUCUGCUUUCCCACGUCAAGAACCGUCAAUGAUCAAGACAUGAACUACACUGUCGUGAUUGUAAUGGCAGUAUUCGUAUUUUCCGGCGGCUCUUGGUUAGUGUCGGCAAGGAAGUGGUUUGUUGGGCCGCUCCCGAACAUCGACUCACAAGGCUUGACGUUCUCUUCCUCUGAUUCAAAGUAG
Molecule: messenger RNA, 1605 nt
Organism: Fomitopsis serialis
Lineage: Eukaryota; Fungi; Basidiomycota; Agaricomycetes; Polyporales; Fomitopsidaceae
Product: amino acid transporter
Exons: 11
Coding region: 1-1605 (534 amino acids)
Biological process (GO): transmembrane transport
Cellular component (GO): membrane
Molecular function (GO): transmembrane transporter activity
Source: RefSeq, a predicted model, not a curated record